AGAUCAGGUACCGACUCGAUAACCGAUUUUACUCGGAGGAGAGCGCGGUUUUUAUCGUUGGCGGAUGCCACUUCGCGAUUUUCGUCGUGUGUCGUCAUUUCCGUUCGUGGAUGGCAAUCUUGAUGCUGAAACGAGGCAACCGCACGGAAUCGUUCGUUUAUUCUUGCCAACUGUAGACGGGAAUCGACAGGUGUGUGAAAAUGCCGGAUACUAAGGCAAUUGCACAGCUGACAAUCACAACGUGAGCGGUUGUUCGUUUCGCGGAUCAUCCGGGGGAUAAUGAUUACAGAACAGACCUGGAGCAUGAUGCUGGACAGUGAUGUCACGGGCAUCAAUGAGUUGAGUAUUUCCCCGAGGAAACAAUUAUGGAUCAAGGCAGUGAAGAAGCUGACUUCCGAGAGGCUAGGAAGGGAAGGAUUGGCGGCAUGGCAGGACCGGAAUUCCAACAACGACACGGAAGUUCCAGACGUUGAAGAAGCGAUCGAGCCAACCGAGGAUGCAGAAAUUCCAGCGGACCCGGAAGUGGUUCUUCCCGAACAACCAGUUGAUGCUGAAUCUCAAACUCAACGAGAUGUUUUCAAGAAAGGAGUACUCUAUAAGGGAAUAUUUUGUCCGUCGUUGUCGAACAGCUUCCACAGCAAACAACUGGAAACAUCCUAUCUGCACUACUCGAAUCGUCAGCGGCAGAAAUCGUUGCUCAUGCUCAAUAUCGUCGACCUCAGCCUAAAGAUUAUUCUUAUGGUGAUAUGGCUAUGGAAGAGGGACGAGAACAGCAGCGGCUUAAUCGAGUCCUUGUCCUGGGCAAUCUGCUGCAUGGCUGCGAACAUGGUGGUUUGCAUUCUUGGCUGGUGGCGGUGUUUCUCCAAUAAUUAUUUAUACUGGGCUUCCAUAUUUACUUGGUUACUGAUCAACUCGCAAGGUUUUAUAGGGGCCGGUUUGGAUUUCUCCAAUCAACAACGUCUUAUGUGGUACAUAUUGUUUGUCGUGUAUGCACCGUACGCCAUGCUGCCGUUACCUUUGAGAUGGUGCGUCCUCGCCGGUUACGGGACAGCUUUGACCCACAUGGUGAUGGCUGGAAUUACUUUAUUGCGGGAUCCUACCUAUCUGCACGACGUCACGUGUAUAGUUCGAAUGCUGACGACCAACGUUUUGCUUUAUCUUGCAAUGAAUCUGGCAGGCAUGUAUACCAAAUAUUUGACGGACAGAGGACAGAGACAGGCAUUCUUGGAAACGCACAGAUCUAUGGAAACCAGGCAACGAACUCAAAAUGAAAAUAAUCGACAGGAGAAGCUGCUUCUUUCUGUUUUACCGGAUUUCGUGGCUAAGGAAAUGAUCCGUGAUAUAGCCCGUGAAACUGCCCGAGGUGGAACCAUCUCCUUUACCCCUAAUCAAUUUCACAGAAUAUACAUCCAUCGCUAUGAAAAUGUUAGCAUACUUUUCGCUGACAUCAAAGGCUUCACCGCUUUGGCCAGCCAGUGUAGCGCCCAGGAACUCGUCAAGGUAUUAAACGAUUUGUUUGCACGUUUCGACAAGCUCUCCGCAGAAAAUCAUUGUCUGCGUAUCAAGUUGCUCGGAGAUUGUUACUACUGUGUUUCCGGAUUACCGACUGCCAGGAGCGAUCAUGCUCAUUGCUGCGUCGAAAUGGGUUUGCACAUGAUUAAAGCGAUAAGAGAUGUGCGAUAUACGACGAAGGUCGACUUAAAUAUGAGAAUAGGGAUACACAGUGGUUCAGUGCUGUGUGGUGUGUUAGGACUUCGAAAGUGGCAGUUUGAUGUCUGGUCUUAUGAUGUAACGUUGGCCAACCAUCUCGAAAGUGGAGGCAUACCAGGGAGGGUGCACAUUUCAGAGGACACCCUAAACUGCUUGAACGACGUGUAUGAAGUGGAGCCAGGAAACGGGACUGAAAGAGAUAAUUACUUAAAAGAGAGAAACGUGGUGACGUAUUUAAUUAAACAAGUAGAACCUCAAAGAUCUAGGCGGAGGUACUCUGCUCGUCCUAAGAUAUGGUCCGAGGACGAUGCAAAUAAAGGUAAAAAGAGCUUCAAACUGAACAAUCCAUUGUCUGCGAACAGCAGUGCUCCAAAUUGUUCGACAGAAGACGACAUAGGAGUUGAUUGGACACCGGAGAUACCGUUCGAAAACUUGAAUACCGCGACAUCGGUCAGUAAUUUGGAAUCAGAGUACCUGGAAGAAGAGAAUGGUUCUGCUAAGGUUAAAGCUGCAAACGCGGAGAAGGCUGCAGGUCUUGAAACUGCGAGCAAUAAGCGUAUGAGAUCGGCGAACAUAAACGCUUGGACUUUGCGUUAUAAUGAUGAAAGUCUCGAAUUAAAGUUUGGUCAGUUACGCGAGGAUAUGUUUAAAUCAAACAUGAUUUGUUGCUUCGUUGUGUGGAUAUUUAUUGCCAUCUGCCAAGCUGUAAUAUUACCAGAUUGCGUCAUUCUUCUAGUCUGCCUGUUGCUGACUACACUCAUUCUGAUAGCAUCGUCCAUCCUGGUGAUGGCUGAGGAGUUUAAAAGCCUGCCAGCGUAUUUGCAGCAUGCCUCCUCCAUGUUGGUGCACAACAAGCAGCACCGAACAAUCUUCAUAUGUAGCGUGAUCAGUUUAAUGGCUUUGACGUCAAUCGUCGGCAUUUUAGCCUGUCCAACGUCGAUUCGACGAUACCCAGAAGCUCUGGCUAUCAGACAACAGCUGGAGACCCCAACCUUGCAACCCGAACGAUUGGUAGCGACGACAGUCGGCCUCGACCAAUUUAUUCUGACGUUUCUAGAGGCGGCUCUUCGCGACGAGUCCCUCGAAGAACGAGAGAAGAUCUCUGCUAAGGAAAACGAAACUGUACCGCGAAGCUUUAACAGCGUAGAGAUGGAGCUGACGAGGAUUCUCGAUGGCAGGGCUGGUCUGGCGAAAGGUCAAAGAAGAAAAGAAUUUUUCAGGUUUUAUAGAUACGAGCAACGUCAUAGACUCGAGUCUAAAAGACAUUAUCAAAAAUUUGCUCGUAAUCGUAGGGGUGAAGACGUUGUAUCGAGGAAAAUACUGUCCACACCGGAAACGGGACCUCAAGCAGAACCUAUCUAUACAAUGGAUUACGAUGAAGUUGUCUUGGAGACAACUUGUGUACAGCCAGAGUACAUAGUGUUCACGUGGAUUUUAUGUCUGAUCGCGUUAGCCUCGGCUCUGAAGUUAUACUAUUUAGUGAAAACUGCGCUGGCCACGAUUAUCGUGACUGUUUAUGCUGUGCUGAUCCUGGUAGUCUGUAAAGACUUCUUUACCAUUCCCGACAAAGAGAAGGAUUCGCCAUCAAUACCUCUAUCUGCACAAAUGUUGACAUUUCUGUUAGUGUUCCUGGUGAUGGUCACGUACCAUGGCAGAUUGGUAGAAGUGACGUCCAGAUUGGAUUUUCUGUGGAAACAGCAAGCUGAACGGGAGCUGAGCGAUAUGAUCGAAUCUCGGCAUAACAAUAUGCAGCUUUUGAAAAAUAUUUUGCCGGAUCACGUGGCUCAUCAUUUUUUAACGCAGGAACGAGCACCAGAGGAAUUGUAUUCGCAAUCGCGUGACAAAGUUGGCGUGAUGUUCGCCAGUGUACCAAAUUUCACAGAAUUUUAUUCAGAAGAUGUUAACAAAGGAAUGGAGUGUAUUCGUUUAUUAAAUGAGAUCAUUGCUGAUUUCGACGAGCUCCUAGACGAAAACCGAUUUCAUUGUAUUGAGAAGAUAAAGACUGUCGGUGCAACUUACAUGGCAGCCUCUGGACUUAACCCAUGUCAAAAUGACAAAACUAAAGAUGAUAUGGAACAUCUGUGUAGAUUGGUCGAUUAUGCGGUAGCCAUGCGACUUCGUCUCGAAGACGUGAACAUUCACUCGUUUAAUAAUUUCGAUUUAAGAGUAGGUAUUAGCUGUGGUCCAUUGGUAGGUGGUGUAAUUGGUGCCAGGAAGCCUGUGUUCGACAUUUGGGGUAAUACGGUGAACCUGGCUUCUCGUAUGGACUCCACAGGGGUCAUGGGGAAAAUACAAGUUCCACAAGACAUUGCUAGGUUUCUGGAGGGAAGAGGAUAUCAGACACAGAAAAGAGGACUCAUCGAAGUGAAAGGAAAGGGGACCAUGGAAACUUAUUUCGUACUAGGCAAAGGGUCCAUGCAACAAGAAGGCACAACUAAACACACCACAAGAUGCAGGAGCCUUGCAGCAGUUGUGUAUGGUGUUGUUCAAGCACGUCGUAAACAAAUGAGAGCUCUUAGAAGGACAUAAGUAUUUUAUUUAUAUCAAUUCUUUUUGCCAAUUUUUGGGUGCCUAGUUAUGUACACGGUUCACCUUGGAUUGGUAUUCCAUAUACAGGGUAUAAUACCUAAACAGAUCACCUGAAUAAUACUAGUUACAUUUAAAUGACAGCAUUAUUGUUAAAUAUUCGAAUCAUUUUUAUUUAUAUCUUUUUUUAUUUUUGUAUUUAUUAGAUUAUAUUUUUUAUUUAUUUUUAUUUAUUUGACGCUUUUAAGGCAAAUUUAAUGACACAGAUUGGGACCAUUUGAAAUCUUGCAUGCAAUUUAUAUCUGGUUUCUGAACAAAAUAUUUGUAACACUUCAUUAUAAUUUUAUACUCCAUUUGAGUAUGAUUUAAAAAAAAGUGACUGAUCAUUAAGCCAUUGGAUUUGUUUUAAAAGUUAUACGUGUAAAUAAAAUAAUUUAUUUAUGUUUGAAAAUGACUUCAGUAUCAAAUUAUCAACGCUUUUAUUUACAUAUCCACUUUGAAAUUAAAUAACACUUGCAAUUUUCUAUUUAGCAUAAUUCAAAUCCGAUUUCUGUACAUAUUAAUCUUACAUAUGAAGUAACUAUAAAUACUAAUUUGACAAGCUGUAAAUCCAAAAUUAUGUACAAAAAGGUACGGCAAGAAAAGUAUUCACCUAAAUCAUAGAUUAAUAAAUAAACGAUACAAAAUUUAAGUAAUUUGCAAGAAUCAUUUAAAAUGUAAAAAUAAAAUUUCUAACUCGGUAUACAAAUACCAUUAUAGGGAUAAAUCAUGGAAUGGCGAAACAAUUUUGGGAAAAGUCAAUUUAAUAAUAAUUGUAGGGCAGCAGCGUUCAUGUUGAUAAUCAUAAUGUACAGCACAGUUGAGCUCUGUGUAACUGUAUAUUACAUUGUUAUGGUAAACACAAAUAUAUUGUAAUUAACCGUAAUAAUAAUCCAUGAUAAUAAUAGUUGUAAUAAUGAUAAUAAUAAGGCUAGCUACAGCAUGAUCUCCCGCUUAAAGAGAUCACCCGAUCCAACUGUACACUUUUACAACAUACUUCGUAAUAAUAAUCUAAUUACAUAUAAUAUAAUUAGGUAAUCAUUACAAUCUGAACCUAAUUAGAAUGUUACGACACGUAAGGAGGGACCGCAAGCCUUGUUCUUUCGAGAAAUUAACAUGUCGGAUUAAACAAAAAAAUAAAAACAUUUAUUUCGUGACAGAAAUGCCAUACUCUACAAUAUACAGAACUACUAUUAUAUAAUAACAUACACACAUUGAUUUCUCGAAAGCGAAGGUGUCUCUUUAAAAGAUCUUUUUUUUUCUUUAUUCCAUUCAUUUUUUCCUUUCCUCUCUUUUUAAGGUAUAAAGGCACUGUACACGUAAACAUACAAUAUUAUAGAAAAGCGCUAUAGGCGGUCCAGAUGUUACCUUUUUAAAUAGUAAAACGUGCCCGUUUAAAAAUAUCAAUGUGAUCUUUCCUUUCUUCCUUUUUUUUUUAUUAUUACAAUGCUACACGCUUAAAAUAGGGAGCGGUUUCCUUCGAUUCUAGCUGCAUUGGUCAACGCUAUAUUUUCUUCGACGCUAUAUAGUCUUAAACGUUAAGGAAAAAUAUAGAUGACUAUCAUAUAUAUAUAUAUAUAUAUAUAUAUUAUUAUAUCAGAAUGUGCAGAACUCACGGUAACUAUUUAGGAGGAAAUAAUUGGUCAAUGCGAUCAGAAGUUAAGAAAACGCUCCGGUUAAAGGUGGGAUCUGUUUAUCACAAUUUGGCAGUGAACGUUCUCACGUUUAAAAUACACACAGUUUUACAAGUUUUAAGCUAUACGAAUCUUCUUCUUCUUCCUCCUCUUAUUUUUCUUUUUCUUCGCUACAACUUGCUACAGUUCAUGAUACAUUUACAUGACAAAUUCGAAAAUAUUACUUUUCCCUCUUCGCUACAGUCAGUUGUUCAGAAAAAAUAAAUCUUUUUCUUCUUUUAAUAUCUGUUAGAUUAACCCACUCUGUAGGUAUUGAACUUAAACUCCUCGUACAUUGUUUUUAGUGAAAAUAUGAUUUUACGUGUGCUUUUUUUUUUAUUUGCGAAGCUCAAGAGGUUUUUAAGAAGAAGUCUCUAGGGGGUCUCAAUCUCCUCUGUGGUAAUUCUCUAGUGUUUGUGUGCAAUGCUAAAUUGCAUAACCUUUAAAAAUCAACAUUGUUCUCCGUAUGAAAAUACAAAGAUCUGUACGUGCAGGAUAAACUUGAGUGAUUAUUACAGGACGCAUAUAUUAUACAAUUUUUCGCUCCUGUUAUUUUUACUCCCGCUUUCAGAAAGAAACCAAAUGUUAUUUACAUUUUUUUUAAACGAUAAUUUAAUACAUCUAUCGAUUGAGUUCCCUCUAGUCAAGUUCUCUCUGGUUUCCUCUAAUUAAACUAAAAUUCACAAUUCAUUUUUAAUUACAGGGAUACGCAAUUUAAAAAAAAGGAAAGCUGUAAAGUAUUACGCUAGACACAUCAACUGGCAAACGUGUACUUUUGAAAUACCAAAUGUAACUUAAUAAGCAAAUGGUAUUUGAAAGUUUACAUUGACCAGUCUUACUAUUUCAAAUAGUACAUUUUAACAUAUCUAAUGAUCCUUUGUGUAUUUUUCUUCUUUUGACUCAAAAUCAAAUGUUUUGUUUGCAAGUUAUUCAAAAAAUCUCCAUUCCUUUAUUAACAGUAUCGCUCUUCGUUCAAAUAGUGAUGUUAUUUUUUUGAUUAAGAUACCAUAAUUUUCAUGGUAAAAUUUUAUUAACAAUAAUACUGCCAAUCAUUUAAAGCUACGUAUCAGAUUUCCAGAUUAUUUUCAUAAUUGCAGCAUAUUCAUAUAAAUAUGCUGAAAGGAAAAUUAAAACAAAGAUUUUAAAGAAAUAAUUCAUUAUUUGAUGAUAGAUAAGACAGUCAAGAUUUUCAGUGGUUAUUUAUAAAUUUUUUUAUCAAAAUGUCAGAAAUUAUUUUUCACUAAAUCAACCAAUGAUACUACCAGAAGAACUUGAAACUUCUUUAGAUAAUUAAAAUAAUCGCAAACAAAUUUAAAUUGCCAAUGCUGUGAUCCUAAACGUUGCAAUUUCAAUAUCACGUUAAUAAAAAUUUAACAUAUAUAUAACUAAUUCUUAUUUUUGUGAGCUUCCCAUGAAAUGGGUGUAAUUUAGAAAAACUACAUCCAGUUCUUAGAUCAUUGCAAUGUUGCUAUGAAAAUAACAGUUGAAAACUUUCCUGUUUAAAUUCAAAUUAAUGUUUGGUCAAAUUAUUUUGUUAACUACUUCCCUAUUAAUGUACACAGCAUUGCAAAUGAUCAAGGAAAUCAAUUUUCUAAUUCUGAGUUUGACUAAACUCAGUUUAAUCAUCGGUCACAGCAACAUAGGCUUCUAAAGGAAAUGAAUAAUCUUCAGAGCACCGAUUUAGUCCAAAGUUACAAUCAGCACAAUUAUAGGAGGUCCAGAAGUAAUAAUUUUGUAAAAUUAUUGUAUCAUUUUUACUUUGCUAAUGACAUGGAUUAAAAAAUUUGCAAGUAGGAACUUAGAAAAUUUAUACAUUCUUAAGUUUGUAAAUUUAUUUCAUGUUGGAUCUGAAGAAACUUUAGACGUAAAUUUUUGUAUUAUGUUUAACAAAAUCAUUGUUCUUGACGUCUCCUAUAAUCGCAGUAACUUUAGUUAAAACUAGUAUUCUCGAAGUUGUACAUUGCCCAUUUAGUAGUACACGAAGGACCACUUCUAGCUUGUUCAAUAUCAACUAUAUCGAAACUCUUGAGCCGUCUGUUUCGAUUCAUUUCGCAUUACCUAAUCUUAUCCUUUACAUUAAAUAUAUAUUUAUACACAAUUUAUUAAUCAUUAAUCGAAGUUGUCAAGUCAGUUCGAAAUAUUGGCAGAGCUCACCGUCACUUUCGGCUGCCAAUAUUACAUGCAUUGAGAUCAUUUGAGUGCAUGGAUUAAAAUACUCUUAGCUUCUGAACCGGUUAUGGUUGUCGAAAGACCAUAUAUGUACUCUGUUUCACGUCUGAUCGAAUCAUCCGAGUGAACUCGUAAAAAAAUCUUUGCCCAGAAAACGGAUUCUUCUAUAUUGAUAGAUCAUGCGAUUAUAAAUCUUACUAUCUGUUGUUUCUAUAUAGCAUAUACAUUAUACAAUUAAAGAAAAA
Megachile rotundata (alfalfa leafcutting bee) is the source of this 8362-nucleotide messenger RNA. It is a transcript of the gene Adcy8, whose product is annotated as adenylyl cyclase 78C. The record is from RefSeq and is a predicted model, not a curated record. Lineage: Eukaryota; Metazoa; Arthropoda; Insecta; Hymenoptera; Megachilidae. Gene Ontology annotation, molecular function: adenylate cyclase activity. Gene Ontology annotation, biological process: adenylate cyclase-activating G protein-coupled receptor signaling pathway; intracellular signal transduction; cAMP biosynthetic process. Gene Ontology annotation, cellular component: plasma membrane.